Molecule: messenger RNA, 1691 nt
Organism: Nematostella vectensis (starlet sea anemone)
Lineage: Eukaryota; Metazoa; Cnidaria; Anthozoa; Actiniaria; Edwardsiidae
Product: protein Wnt-4
Exons: 5
Coding region: 405-1469 (354 amino acids)
Biological process (GO): multicellular organism development; neuron differentiation; cell fate commitment
Cellular component (GO): extracellular region
Molecular function (GO): frizzled binding; cytokine activity
Source: RefSeq, a predicted model, not a curated record
CGACUUCAUAAGAAAUAUACCGAGAAGUUCUGGACGAACGGAGCCAAACAAAUUGAAAAUAAUUUGACGAUGAAAUCAGUCGCUUGGUCUUUUGUUGUGAAUUGGGCUAGUCUGGGUGCGACUCCCUGGGGAAAGAUACGUCAGGAUAAUUACAAAUCAUAAAUAAACAAAAGUGCGAAGUCAGCCUAGGCAAAGAGCAAUCGGCAACAAAGUAAGUGAGAGCAGGUGUACGAAUCUCUAGCCGAGAAAACAUCAAACUACUAUUAGAAGAGAUUUGGCCUAAAGUACACAACGAUAAGCGCCGUGUUCCGUUAUUCAACCGGCAGAAGCUUAAACAAACGGAUUACUGUAGAGAUAGAAGGAAGCCUUCAUUGCAACGCAGUGUUUGCUGUUCACGUUCAAUAAUGAUCGCACUUAAGAUUGUUAUUCUGACGCAGUUGGUAAUGGCUUCGCUAGUGUACUCAAGUCAAUGGCUAUCGUUAGCGCUCACUGGAAGUAACCCAAAUAGAUUCUUAUCCAAGAAAAACUGUGACGAGAUCGGCCAGCUGUUGAAUCAUCGCCAGGUCCAAGUAUGCAAGCGGAACAUCCAGGUCAUGGACAGUGUGAAAGACGGGGCAAGCGUCGCACUGUUCGAGUGCCAACACCAGUUCCGCUAUCGCCCGUGGAACUGCACUACGGUGCAGUUCAGCAGGUCACCCGUCUUUGGAAACUCUAUCAAUGGAGGGACACGCGAGGCCGCGUUUGUACACGCCAUAUCAUCUGCCGGCGUUGCGUACGCAGUCACUCAGGCGUGCAGCUCCGGGAGACUGGGCCAAAAGUGCGGAUGCGACAGGAAGACACGUGGUCAGGCUGACGGCUUCAAUUGGGCCGGGUGCAGUGACGACAUCGACUUCGGCAUGACCUUUGCCACGCGAUUCGUGGACGCGCGCGAGCGUGGAAGCGGGAUUGGCAGUCCCGCGCGCGUGUUGAUGAAUUUGCAUAAUAACAGAGGCGGAAGACUGGCCGUUAAAAAGUUCAUGGACUUGCAGUGCAAAUGCCACGGGGUAUCCGGCUCGUGCAACAUCAAAACCUGCUGGCGAGCUUUACCGAACUUUAGAAUCGUCGGCGACUACAUAAAAGAGAAAUUCGAUGGAGCUACUGAGGUCGAGUACAAACUAAUAGGCGGGAAACACGUGCUUGUGCCCAAAAAUCGCAAAUAUAAACCUCACACUCAAAUGGACCUGGUGUAUCUGGUACAGUCACCCGACUUCUGCGAACCCAACCCUAAGACUGGUUCCUUAGGGACACAAGGACGCAUCUGUAAUCGGACAUCUCAGGCGAUUGACGGGUGCGACUUGAUGUGCUGCGGGCGUGGCUACGUCUCUCGCACGGAAGUGAGGCAGGAGCAAUGCGCGUGCAAGUUCUUCUGGUGUUGUCACGUGAGAUGCCAGACAUGCAUGCGAAGAGUCGAGGUGAGCUAUUGCAAAUAACCACCAAAUAUCACCGAAUAUUCACUGAAGAUCCGAUUGCGUCGAUGAGAGAUUCAACAGUGAACUGAAUUUGGUCGAAAAGAAUGGAGCGAAGCUCCUUCAAAUAUGUACCGGUUACCCUGUGGCAAGCACCAUGCGAAAGAUCUAGACUCAAGACAGGCUGAUGUCUUCAGCCGGCUAUUGAUUUGGAAGAGAUGACUGACGAUAGGAAGGACAAGAGAA